Messenger RNA from Ochotona princeps (American pika), 949 nucleotides. RefSeq names its product ubiquitin conjugating enzyme E2 F (putative) (gene UBE2F). The transcript has 10 exons. Gene Ontology annotation, biological process: protein neddylation. Gene Ontology annotation, molecular function: NEDD8 transferase activity. The coding region runs from base 176 to 733 and encodes 185 amino acids. NCBI's taxonomy places the organism in Eukaryota, Metazoa, Chordata, Mammalia, Lagomorpha, Ochotonidae. Gene Ontology annotation, cellular component: nucleus. The record is from RefSeq and is a predicted model, not a curated record.
UGAGGGAGUGUGAGGGCCGUGAGGGCCGUGAGGGCCGCGAGGAGGCCUGAGGGCCGCGAGGAGCCCUGAGGGGCCGCGUCUCGCCGCCGCCGCCGCCGCCGCUCGGGCCGGGCAUGGUGUUGGGCGCCGGGCGCGCCUCGCCUGUCUCCGGGGGCCCAGGGCGAAGGUGGCAGGGAUGCUCACCCUGGCCAGCAAACUGAAGCGGGACGACGGUCUCAAGGGGUCCCGGACGGCAGCCAGCGCCCCGGACUCCACCCGGAGGGUUUCAGUGAGAGACAAGCUGCUUGUGAAAGAGGUUGCAGAACUUGAAGCUAAUUUACCCUGUACGUGUAAAGUGCAUUUUCCUGACCCGAACAAGCUGCACUGCUUCCAGCUCACUGUCACCCCAGAUGAGGGUUACUACCAGGGUGGAAAAUUCCAGUUUGAAACUGAAGUUCCCGAUGCGUACAACAUGGUGCCUCCCAAAGUGAAAUGCUUGACUAAGAUCUGGCACCCUAACAUCACAGAAACAGGGGAAAUAUGCCUCAGUUUACUGAGAGAACACUCGAUUGACGGCACUGGCUGGGCUCCCACAAGAACAUUAAAGGAUGUUGUUUGGGGAUUAAACUCUUUAUUUACUGAUCUUCUGAAUUUUGAUGAUCCACUGAAUAUCGAAGCAGCUGAACACCACUUACGGGACAAGGAGGACUUCCGGAGCAAAGUGGACGACUACAUCAAGCGUUACGCCAGAUGACGAGGAGGAGUUCAGGCGCACAGCAUGUGCUGCCAUUGGAGCGACAGUGUGUCUCGAACGUGAAGCAGCCCACGGCAGCCCCUCCUCCCCGUCCUCACGCUCCCUCUCAGGCCCCUGGACUGUCCCCGUCCUGUGGCCGUGUUGUCCUCAGAAGAUCAGCUUCAUGACUGCCCAUUGUAGAUGGAGAAUGCAGCAUAAAUACAGCAAGAAAAUGUG